CAUUAUAGAAGUCCUGGUCCUUCUAGUCUUCUGGACCUUUUUCCCUUUGGUCGGCAACUUCCCUCCGAUUUUAGUUUAUAGGUAAAAUUUGUAACCUCUGGCUCUACUCAUCUCGCACUGUACUCCAACGCAAGAACGACGACCGCAUCCACGCAGAAUUAAACAAAAUAUAGAAGAAGCCCAUCUGCCCACGAGCAGUACUACGUACAUUCCGCACCUUCGUUCUCUGUCCCAGUCUCCCAUCUUUUUCCUCUCUCUCUCUCUCUCUCUCCAUUUCAUAGAAAUGAAACACUAGCCGCGGAUCGGAGAGAAUACAGCCUUACUCCUCUUAGUAAUGAGAGAGUGAACAAGUGAAAAGGAAACAAAUGGAGGGAGCAGAGGAAGAGCUGGAGAGGAGGAGCAAGUUCCUCGACAGUUUGAUUAAGAAGAAGAAAGGGAUUGAGCAGCAUGACUGUCUCAACGUGCGUGUCAGGGCCUCUGACAUGCCCCUUCCUUUGCAGAACCGUGCCUUUCGCUGCGCACGUGACCAACUCGAGUCCAUACCCGGCAAGCUUGACAGUAAACGCCUCGCCCUCGAGCUUAAGAAGAGCAGGUUACAAGGCAAAUUAGUGUUCAGAAGAAUUUAGCUGGAACAAGGGGAGAUAGGCCUGUUAACUAUUCUAGUAGACAUACUAUGGAUGAAUUACAGCCAGUGUUAAAUUUCAUGAAUCCAAUAUGGCUAGUGUUAAAUUACAGCCCGUCCUUUUCAUGAGAAUUUCUAGCAUGGUUUAGAAUUAGUUUUCAACUAUUUCUCUUCUUCAAAACCUUUCACAUCCAGCCAGCUGAUGGGAAUUUGAUUCUUCGUAUGGUCUAGCUUGGCACUGCAUUGUAGGAACCAGCUUUGGCUCAUACGUCACACAUUCCUCGGGGGGCUUCUUGUAUUUUUCAAUUGACAAGGUUUACAUUCUUCUCUUCAGGACUACUGUUGAGCCUUUAGACCAUUGAAUGCAUCCAACUCUAUGGUUUAUAAAUAUUUACACUGUCAAUUUACAUGUAAAAUUCAUAACGGCUGUAAUGUCUGUUCUAGUUUUUCAAUUCUGUAUCGAUGACUUUCCUUAUAUUACGAGCAUAAAAGAGUGAUAGUUUGAUGUGAUA
Messenger RNA from Carya illinoinensis, 1134 nucleotides. Its product is annotated as dynein light chain 1, cytoplasmic-like. The transcript has 2 exons. Bases 366 to 626 code for a protein of 86 amino acids. Gene Ontology annotation, molecular function: dynein light intermediate chain binding; dynein intermediate chain binding. Lineage: Eukaryota; Viridiplantae; Streptophyta; Magnoliopsida; Fagales; Juglandaceae. Gene Ontology annotation, biological process: microtubule-based process. The record is from RefSeq and is a predicted model, not a curated record. Gene Ontology annotation, cellular component: dynein complex.